AUUUACACUCGUAAAAUAACCUUACACGCGUAGAUUUUCUCGAGUUGUUUAAUUUAAAAGUAAUUAUUUAAUUUAAAAUGGUGAGAAUAACUGUGGAUCUAAUUCGAAAACGUUCCGAGCACAAUGAAGGUGAGAUUUCAACUUUAGAAGAAAUAGCCCUUCACCAAGAAAACAUUGAAAAAAUUGAACUUAUCGAUAAACUUUCGCGCAACCUCAAAAUUCUUUUGAUGCAAAACAACAUAAUAAGCAAAAUUGAAAAUCUAAAUAUGUUAAAAAAACUCGAGUAUUUAAAUCUGGCUAUCAACAACAUCGAAGUUAUUGAAAACCUCGAAGGACUUGAAAGUUUGAUUAAACUAGAUUUAACUGUUAAUUUCAUUGGAGACUUAAGGGGUGUCAAAAAAUUACGGUAAUUUUUAUAUGCUUAUGUAUUACGUAUUAUGUGUUGAUAUUUAUGUUUGAAUUGUGGGAUUUUUAGGUGUAAUGAACAUUUGAAAGAACUAUUUCUAACCGGAAAUCCUUGUACAGAAUACUUGGGUUACCGUGAUUACGUAAUAGCAACACUGCCGCAAUUAAAAGAACUCGACAUGACAGAAAUAACUCGAUCUGAUCGGAUUAAAGCGCUUCAAAGGUACGCGGAAAUUGAAGGAGAUGUCAUUAGAGGCUACUGGGAUUAUUGCAAAAUUAGAAAAAAGCAAAUUGACUCUUUUAAUCAGCGAGAAAAAUUGGUGAUUACUGAAGUUCCGAGCGGCCUUCAAGGUGCUAAUGGAGAAUAUCAAGAUCAAGAUAAUGAAGAAUAUCGAGAUCAAGACCAAGAUGACAAUUCCAAAUUUUGGAACAGUAAAAGUUAUCACACGCCAGAAGAUCGAGUUGCUAUUGCGAACAAAACAAUCGAAAUAGCCGAGAAGAAAAACAAGAAAAAAGAUAAUAAAUUGAACAAAAAUAAAUACAUUCCGAAGUUAUUUAAUUGUGAAGGCCGCGCUUACAAUAUUAAUCAAGCCAAGGUUAGUUUCACGCUCAAUGAUGAUGAUCGGGAUAAUAUUGUCCUUGAAAUUUCUCUUUACAGAUACUUGGAUACGUCGUAUGUAGAUAUAGACGUCCAACCAAACUACGUGCGAGCGACAAUAAAAGGAAAAAUCCUCCAACUAUCACUUCCGUGUGAAGUAUCCACAGACUCAAGUGUCGCAAAAAGAAAUGUCGCAACAGGGAAUUUAGUGGUAACCAUGCCGCGGUUAGCCCCCUUGCCGUCUCUCGUUAAGCCUCUGAGUUACGCAACUAAAUCUUGCAACAAACCAAGAUCAAGCAAGAUUGUCCGAUUUGCACCUGUCGUUUCUAGGCGAGAAUUUUUAGAAAUCGGACCCAGGAAUGAAGAAAUGGAUUUUUCUAAAAUUUACAAGGAAAAUAAUUUUAAUGAUAAACAUCGUUCGGAUUUUAUUGACGAUCCAGAUGUACCUCCGCUAGAAUAGCUACAUGGAAAAAAAAGAAAACUCGAAAAAUUACAGUAUAUUAUUAAAAUUAGUUUCAGAUUGU
Molecule: messenger RNA, 1527 nt
Organism: Cotesia glomerata
Lineage: Eukaryota; Metazoa; Arthropoda; Insecta; Hymenoptera; Braconidae
Gene: tilB
Product: dynein axonemal assembly factor 11
Exons: 3
Biological process (GO): outer dynein arm assembly
Cellular component (GO): cytoplasm
Molecular function (GO): protein binding
Source: RefSeq, a predicted model, not a curated record